CUGCUUUUGCUGGCAGAGAGUGCCUCUGCAUACGGGUGCGUCGCCCACGAUCAUAUAAUACCGAAUCUGCGAGUGCAAAACAAAAACAAAAACUAUCGCUGUCUGCCCUUGAAAUGGGCAGCAAAUUCCACAGCACCUUGUCCCAGGUAGCGGGGAAGAGGACGAGGUGGAGAAUGCGGUGCUGUGGUGAAAUUACAUAAUUGCGCACAACCCCUAAACUCAUCGUCGAACAAUACCAACCAUCGUCCUCCCGCCCUACACCAGGUCGGACGGAGCCAGUAAUCGAACGCAAUUGGCGUCUUACAAGCAGACAUGUGCUGCGAGGCCGCGGAUCGUCUCAAGCGGAGAGGAAUCGACCUAAAAUAUGUGUGUGCCCGGAAAAUGCGGAGGAACGCGAGCGAGACACGACGGUCAACACAUUGCAUUACCCACACCAUGUACGCAGAGCCGCCUCCGUCCCAAGCCUCUUUUUUUCUUUUUGUUUUUUUUUCUGUGGGCGCGAAUAUUACGAAUCGAUAUCCAACGGUAGCUACCUCUAUGCCGGUAGCCGAGACGUGCUCGAGCAGGUGGGUAGGCACCGUGCUACUAGCGACUGUCACCGUGCGUUUCGAGUAUAGAUGCUCGAAAACGCUGAAUCGUGAAUGGGGGAGGGGGCGAGACGGGAUGGACGUCUACGACUCGGCUACCCGAGACCGAGUGCUGGAACCGGUACCCGCACCCAUGCGGUCAUCCCACCCCCAAUACCGACCGCCUGCAUGCGACCAAUAGCAGCAUCCGACAAAAGUCAACGUCGUGUCCGUCGAGUUGCGGGCAGCAAGCGAAGGAGACUCUAUCCAAAGUACCUCCAGCUUUUCGUAACAUAGAACCUACCACUCAGCUGCCCACCUACCUAGGUACCAGGUAGGUAACUGUCCCCCACCAGAGGUAUUUACUUGCUGCCCAUACGCGACAACAAGGUCGGUGGGACAGGCUAAGAGGCACCCAAGGUAGGCAUACUCUAUAUGUAAAUAUACC
Durotheca rogersii is the source of this 1014-nucleotide messenger RNA. RefSeq lists its product as uncharacterized. NCBI's taxonomy places the organism in Eukaryota, Fungi, Ascomycota, Sordariomycetes, Xylariales, Xylariaceae. The record is from RefSeq and is a predicted model, not a curated record. The transcript is spliced from 3 exons. The coding region runs from base 313 to 768 and encodes 151 amino acids.